AUGGAUGUCGAACUAUAUCAUCAAGAAGAAUUGUCUUUGUUUACGUCACCGAUAUCCGACCAGUCCUUGCAAUCGCGGGAAUGGAUACAAUAUAAACCCGUCGGUCAAGUUAAUUCGGGAUCGGCUAUAGAGUUCAAUAUUCCUGCACAAUCUUCCGCCUAUAUCGACCUCAAAAGGAGCGUGUUACGCGUUAAACUGGCAAUCGUUGACGGUGAUGGAACUGACUUGGACGAAAAUGUCAUAACCACACUGAUCAAUUUACCUUUUCACACCAUAUUCGGUCAGGUGGACGUUUCUCUACAACAAACUACCUUAUCUCACAACGGAGCAAAUUACCCUUACAAAGCCUAUAUCGAUACUAUACUACGGACGAACAAACAAAUUCAAGAUAAUCUUCUGGGUUGUCAAAUGUUCUACAAGGACACCGGUGAUGUUAGUACAAGCGAUGCUAAAACUGGCAGCAACGAAGGUCUCAAAACGAGAUACUCUAAAACUAAAGGAAGCUCUAUUGUUGACCUGGAAGGACCCUUACACAUCGAACUCUUUCGACAGUCAAAAUUACUCAUCAACGGCGUGUCGAUCGGCCUGAAACUACACCACGCUCGAGAUGCAUUCAGAAUCAUCACAGACAGUAUGGCUCCUAGUUAUAAAGUGAAAAUCACUGACGCGUCUUUCAACUUAUGUAUUCAGAGACUUAAUGGAGCCUUCUACCUGGCACAGGAAAAGCUUAUACAGGAUAUGCCAGCUAUUUACCCCUACUUGAGGUCGGAGUUGAAAUCAUCGGCCAUAGCUUCUGGACAGUAUAGUUUUAGCGCCGACGACGUGUUUCAAGGUUUGAUUCCCAGUAAACUCAUCGUCGGACUGGUGUCAAGCAACUCGUUUAACGGCGAUUACUCAAAAAAUCCGUUCGACUUUAAACACUUCAACUGUAAUUUCAUCGGAUUUUACAUCGACGGACAAUCUAUCCCGUCACAACCUCUACAACCGAAUUAUUCUGCCAAUCAGUACGUGGACUGCUACAGAGGUUUGGGACUCUAUAGAAAUGACAUUGACGUUACCCUGGAAGAUUAUAAGAACGGGUAUUGUUUGUACGUGCUGGACAUUGACCCGUACCACUCCUUCAACACCAAAAGAAGGGGACAUUGUCGCUUAGAGCUCAAAUUUGCCGUUGCCUUGCCAGAGAGUGUCACCUUAAUCAUGUACGCUUCAUUUCCAGAAACGCUGAACAUAGACAAAUCCAGGGCAGUUUUCUUAAAAUGA
This is a messenger RNA of Ruditapes philippinarum (Manila clam), 1260 nucleotides long. RefSeq lists its product as uncharacterized. Bases 1 to 1260 code for a protein of 419 amino acids. The record is from RefSeq and is a predicted model, not a curated record. Gene Ontology annotation, biological process: deoxyribonucleotide biosynthetic process. The transcript has a single exon. Gene Ontology annotation, molecular function: ribonucleoside-diphosphate reductase activity, thioredoxin disulfide as acceptor. Gene Ontology annotation, cellular component: cytosol. NCBI's taxonomy places the organism in Eukaryota, Metazoa, Mollusca, Bivalvia, Venerida, Veneridae.